Melanotaenia boesemani (Boeseman's rainbowfish) is the source of this 2650-nucleotide messenger RNA. RefSeq names its product cytochrome P450 1A1. The transcript has 8 exons. The record is from RefSeq and is a predicted model, not a curated record. Gene Ontology annotation, molecular function: steroid 17-alpha-monooxygenase activity; heme binding; iron ion binding. Gene Ontology annotation, biological process: hormone biosynthetic process; progesterone metabolic process. Lineage: Eukaryota; Metazoa; Chordata; Actinopteri; Atheriniformes; Melanotaeniidae. Bases 163 to 1773 code for a protein of 536 amino acids.
CAGCUGCUGUUUAGAGGGACGUCCAGUCCUGUGCAAACCCAACACAGUUUACAAGUCCUACACCUCCAUCUUCUGCCUCCGGAGGAUUUUGAGCCCUCCCAUUUGUCGUCCGGCUGCUUACUUUUCACACUAAAUUUGCACUGCAGCAACUGCUCUUGCAACAUGGGACUGAUCUUGUCUGGGGCUCUUCCCAUCAAGGAGAACCUGUGUGCUUCUCUGUCCAGUGUCACUGUCACUCUGUGUGUUUUCAUCCUUGUGCUGAUGGCCAUCAGCCUGCAAAAGAGUCAAAGAUACUUCUUUUGCUUCCAGCAUGACUCUCAGCUGGACCCUGCAAAACUCCCCUCUCCUCCAGGUCCCAGACCUUGGCCUCUUGUUGGCAACUUACUCCAGAUGGGAGAUCAGUUGCAUCUUUCUCUGACCAGCUUGAGGCUCCGGUAUGGAGACGUUUUCAAGGUGCAUCUGGGCUCUUUAACAGUUGUCAUCCUUAGUGGAUACACCACCAUCAGACAGGCACUGGUUCGUCAGGGAGAAGCUUUUGCCGGGCGACCUGAGCUUUUCACGUUUUCCGCCGUAGCCGAUGGGAACAGUAUGACCUUCAGUGAAAAGUAUGGACCUGCAUGGCUGCUCCAUAAGAGGCUGUGUAAGAAUGCCCUCAGGUCUUUUGCCCAGGCUGAACCCAAAGGAUCCAAGGCCACCUGUCUCUUGGAGGAGCAUGUUUGUUCUGAGGCUGCUGAGAUGGUGGAAGUGAUGCGGGAGCAAGAUGCUAAGACAGAUUGUGGCCAUGAGGGUAUAGAUCCAGUGAUGCCCCUGGUAACCUCAGUGGCAAAUGUUGUAUGUGCCCUUUGUUUCGGGAAACGAUAUGACCACAACAACAAGGAGUUUCUCACUAUUGUCAACAUCAACAGCGAGGUCCUGAAAAUCUUUGCAGCUGGGAAUUUGGCUGAUUUCUUUCCUGUGUUUCGCUAUUUCCCGAGUCCGUCCCUGAGAGCGAUGGUCCAGUACAUUCGUAGAAUGAAUGAAUUCAUGGAGCGAAGGAUUGAGGAACAUAUCAACACCUUUGAUAAGAACUGUAUCCGAGACAUCACCGAUGCUCUGAUUGCACUCUGUGAAGACAGAGAAGAAAAUAACGAAACAUCUCUGCUCUCCAACUCUCAGAUCAUUCACACUGUCAUUGAUAUCUUUGGUGCAGGGUUUGACACCAUCAUUACUGGUUUACAGUGGAGCCUGUUGUACCUCAUCAAUUUUCCUGACAUCCAGGACAGAAUACAUCAGGAGAUAGAUGACCACAUAGGCUUGACCAGACUGCCCAGGUUUUCAGAUAAGCCUAACAUGCCUUAUACUGAAGCAUUCAUAAAUGAAGUGUUCCGUCAUGCUUCAUAUGUCCCUUUUACCAUACCUCACUGCACCACAAGAAACACCAUCUUGAAUGGAUAUUUCAUUCCCAAAGAUACUUGUGUCUUCAUUAAUCAAUAUCAAGUCAAUCAUGAUAUUGAUCUUUGGGGUGACCCAGACAAAUUUUGUCCUAACCGCUUCCUGGGUCCAUCUGGACAACUUAACAAGGAGCUAACAGAAAAAGUUCUCAUCUUUGGUCUGGGGAAGAGGCGCUGUCUCGGUGAUAGAUUUGCACGUCUAGAGAUGUUUGUCUUUCUCACCACUCUACUCCAUGGCCUGAGGAUUGAAAAUAUCCCCGGUCAGGAGCUAGAUCUGAGCACAGACUUUGGUCUGACUAUGAAACCACGUCCAUACAGGAUUGCAGUCUCAGCAAGAUUUUAGACCCUAGAAAACCCAACACCUACAGAGAUGAGGCAUCCCUCAUAAAUAUUCAAAGACUGGAGUUUCUGUUUGGACAAGUAUGGUUGAAACCACAAAUUAAAACACCCACAACUGUUGUAAUUUAAAUGUAGCCACUCUGACUUUUCCUCUUCUCCCCUUUCAUGUCUUUUCUUCUUUUCAUGUCCAUUUUAUCCAUUAGGUUCUUUCAGUCUUUUCAUCUCAAACAUCUUUAUUAUACUUAUUGUAUAGAAACAGUAGUUCAUCUUUUUAAAAAUCUUCCUCUUUGCCCAUCAGUUCUUCCCUCACAUGCAGAUCAGAAACAGCUCUAGAAAUCUUAAAGGGAAAAAAUGAAGAGUGCAAUAAAAUGUGAAUAGUUUGUCUUUGCAGUGCACGUGUGAGCUAGGAGGAGUCAGGCAGGACUUUAAAAAACUUAAAAUUAUACACAAGAAAGUUGAAUUUGUAUCUGUAACAUACAGCAUUGUCAUAUGCUAGAUUUAAGAUAAGUCAAACUGAAAUGUAUCACAGAGCAUUAAAUGGAUAUGCCAUUUGUAAUCCGGUUAAUAGUGAAAUCUUUGGGAAGUUGUAAUCUGGUUGUAUGAAGUUGGUAGUAUAUUGAUGAAGUUGCAGAUUUACUUUGUAUGGAUGUUUAUUCAUAUGUAUAAAUCCAUAUAGAAGAUUUACUAUAAACACUGUUAAUCAGGGUAGGUUGCUUGAUGUAGAUGCCGUAUAUACAUUCAGCAGAGUACUAAAUGAUCAUUGGUUUGCAAAAUAUAUAUUUUUUGUUCAAAUGUUCAAAUUGUGGUAGAUGUUCAAAUUGUAUAAACAUAUAACACUCCACUACAUUUCAAAAUACAUGCAGUGAGAUAAACUUAAUGAA